Cryptotermes secundus is the source of this 4346-nucleotide messenger RNA. Its product is annotated as ionotropic receptor 21a. The record is from RefSeq and is a predicted model, not a curated record. The coding region runs from base 129 to 2957 and encodes 942 amino acids. The transcript is spliced from 9 exons. Gene Ontology annotation, cellular component: membrane. Gene Ontology annotation, molecular function: ligand-gated monoatomic ion channel activity. NCBI's taxonomy places the organism in Eukaryota, Metazoa, Arthropoda, Insecta, Blattodea, Kalotermitidae.
GCCAUUACGCUUACAGGUCCAAAAAUUACGCCCCACACACCGCCAGCAGCAGCUUAAUUAAAGGUGAACAUGCCAGUAAUACAAGGAAACCUCAAACUAAUAACAUUGUAAUACCGCAAAUAAGUAUAAUGGACUUUAUAGACGAUCGCAGUAUUUCAAGCAGUCCAUCAUUCAAGAACGAUGAGAAAAUAACCGCAUCGUUGGAGUUUCAACAAGACAAAUACAAGCUGUUUAAUCAUGGAGGAUCUGGUCACAGACCUGAGGAGCCAUCGAAUAUCAAUAAUAUACAAGAACGCACAACAUUCCUGCCGACUGAAGUUUCUUCUGCACAACAACCGGUACUAGUGAAGUUAAUGCUAGGCAAGAUUAAGCUAACAACAUUCCACGGGCCGACCAGCAGCUGCAGGAACGCUUCCGAUAGCGUCGAGAUACACCCUGUCAUCAGGCUUAUCAACUACAUCGCAGAGCGGUACCUAUACCAUUGUAUAUCUGUUAUCCUGUACGACGACUUCUACGAGACGCAGUUCCAUAUCUUGAGGGCCCUCCUGAGCACGUACCCACUGACUUACAUCCAUGGAAAGGUUGGGAUGCAUGGGCUAAGCGACCCGCCAGACAGGUGCAGAGAUUUCUUGCUCCUCGUCAGGGACCUCAAGACAACGCAAACAGUGGUCGGAGAUCAGAGUGUGAGCAGGGUCAUUGUGGUGUCGCAGGCUUCCACGUGGCGCGUCCGCGAGUUUCUCAGCUCCAGGUCGUCUCAGAACAUAGUGAAUCUCCUGGUUAUCGGCAACCAAAACCAGUCUGACUCUGUCAAGCGGCGAAACGCAGACAUCAAUCUCUACACGCACGACCUGUUCGUGAAUGGCCUGGGUUCGAGUUCCUCACGGAUUCUGACCGCUUGGAGGUGUGGCGCCCUCACGCGACCGACAGUUAACCUGUUCCCAGACAAAAUGAGAGCCGGCUUCAUGGGACACCAGUUCUUGGUGUCUGCGGGCCACCAGCCACCAUUUGUAGUGAAGAGGGGGCAGUUCUUCAAUGGACAAGAAGUUGUUAGCUCAUGGGAUGGAAUAGAGAUUAGGCUUCUCUGGCUUUUGGGUGAGAUGCUGAACUUCUCCAUCAGUGUUGUGGAACCCUCUGAAGCCCUCUUCUUACCGAAGGCUUCUAAUGCUGUUGUGAAAGACCUCUUGUCAGGCAGGGCUGACAUUGGAGUGGCUGGCAUUUAUAUGACUCCAUCACGGGUGACAGCACUUACCAUGUCCUCACCACACACCCAGGACUGUGUGACUUUCAUGACACUCACCUCUACAGCAUUGCCAAGGUAUCGUGCCAUAAUGGGGCCAUUCCACUGGACCGUGUGGCUCACUCUCACCCUAACUUACCUGCUUGCCAUUUUCCCCAUUGCAUUCUCUAACAGCCAUUCAUUAAAACACCUGUUGAAAGACCCCUGGCAGGUGGAGAAUAUGUUCUGGUAUGUAUUUGGCACAUUCACCAACUGCUUCACAUUCAAGGGAGAUCGCAGCUGGAACAACUCUGACAAAGCAGCCACAAGAAUGCUUAUUGGGUGGUACUGGAUCUUCAGCAUCAUCAUAUCUGCAUGCUACACUGGCUCCAUCAUUGCAUUUGUGACUCUACCCCUCUACCCAUCCUUCGCGGAUAAUUGUUAUGAAGUGCUAAAUCGUGGCUUCAGAGUUGGGACUCUCAGUGAUGGAGGAUGGCGCCAUUGGUUCAAUGACUCUGCUGACCCAGCCACCACAAAGCUCUUCGAGAAGAUGGAAUAUCUGCCUGACCUGGAGUCUGCACUGUACAAUAUCACCACAGCCUACUAUCGUGACUAUGCUUUCCUGGGCUCCUGGUCCCUCCUGGACUAUAUCAUCAAUACAAAUUACACACAGAGGUCUGAAGGCAAGCGCUCAUACCUGCAUCUGGGGACAAAUUGCUUUGUGCCAUUCAAUGUGGCGCUCAUAUUUCCACCACAGUCACCACACAGCAGUGUGAUGAGUCAGAUGAUGUUACGCAUCAUACAAAGUGGCCUCUACAGGAAGCUAAAGCGAGAUAUGGAGUGGGACUUGCGGCGUUCAGCAUCUGGAAAAUUACUUGCAGCUUCUAGUGGACCAUCACUACGAGCUGCAAGAGCAGAGGAACGAAAGUUGACUCCAGAAGAUGCAACGGGAAUGUUUCUUCUCCUUGGUGCUGGAUUUGGAAUUGCAGCUUUUAUUCUUCUUAUUGAGACUGUAGCCUGGAUAAUAAAGAUAAUCAAGAGGAAAUUCUUUCUUCCAAAAAACAAUGAUGAAGUCUCUCCUGUUUUACAUGGCGACAUGAGACACAAAUCCGAAAACAAUGAUCAAGUCUCUCCUGUUCUACAUGGCAACAUGAGACACAAAUCCGAAAACAAUGAUCAAGUCUCUCCUGUUUUACAUGGCGACAUGAGACACAAAUCCGAAAACAAUGAGCAAUCUGAAGUGCUGAUGCAUGAUUACAGGGACCAGCCAGGAUUUAGAGAGAGACGUGCGUAUAGUGCAGGUGCAAGAUUCAAGAUACACGAGGACCUUGAUGAUAAGUCUGAUGACAGACUGCAGUAUUUUAUCUCAUUACAUUCAGUGACCAGUUCGCCAGUAACAAGCUAUCCAAGACUGAAGAACAGAAGAAUGCCAACUCCAAAACCUAAAUACAGUUUCACAGUAGAGGGAGAGGCAGACAUGUCUGGAGAUGAAAUACCAGAAGACUCAAGUUAUAAUGGAUGUAGGAAGUAUGAAGAAGAUAAUUCAAGAGGGCCAAAAUUCCAGAUAGGGAAUACAGGUGAUAAGUACUUCGGAGCUGAAGUUCAGGAGCAGAGCUAUCGUACAUCUGAAAAGAAUGAUAUGUCUGGUUCUCUGGGUUUCAGGGAGAAUCAGGAUCCAACUGGACAAGACACAGACAUGACAUGUGAUGACAGGUUAACAUCCCAGUAUAUGGAACAGUAAUUACUGUGAUGCUCAAGUGGGGAAUCAGCACAAUCACGCAAAAAACGGGAGCAGUGAGCAAGACAAAGACAUAACAGACUUAGAGACUGGCAUUCCAGCAAAUAGAAGAGUCACUGCUGUGAUAUUUCAGAAUCAGCACACAUUAUGGUCCCUCACUUUAUUAUAUACUAAGCAAACUGCUUACCUUAUGAAAUUCCUCAUUAUACAGUAUCCCUAGUUCCCAUCUUGCUUCACCUCUCUUGGACCCAGUACUUUCCAUAAACUUGAAAUAUACACAUGUUCUUCUCUCAGUGAAGGAAAUCAUGUUUCACAGUCUCACAAAACAAGUAGAAGGCAUGAAUUUUUUCAAAGUUGUGCAGUGUUCAGUUCAUAAACUUGCACAAAGAAAUCUAAGUUUUCAUUUCUGUUUUCACAUUAAUGAAAUAAAUUAUCAUAUGCUUACAUAGAGACAAAACAGGGGGAAAAUAUUUAUUAAUAGAAAAUUUUUUAUUUUGAUGUCUGUGAAAUGAAUGAUGUUUCAGGACAUUUUAGCCUUUUGCCAGUAAGACUGAGGAACUGAGCUGAAUCAUGUACAUGAAACAAAGUCUUUAUUUAUCUUGAGCAUUUUCAUAAUUUCCACAGUUCAGCCUUAGGGGCCACUUGCCAUAAGAUUAUCUGCAUGGGGUAGGGCAACCAUCCAUGACAGAAAUCCCGAACUGUACAGCAGACUAUGGCAAUAAGUACACUAAGAGAUUAUACCUAGGUAAGAUUCAAACCUGCUGCCCUAGCAUUUAACAGUCCUAAGACCACAUACACCAUUACUCUCUAAGGAUGAAUCAUAAACUGAAGUUUUAUUUUUUUCAGCUGCAUAUUACUUAUUCAAAGGUCAUUUCUCUCAUCCCUCCUGCAAGUAAAUUCUUGUACAAACCUGGUUACUAUAGACAUGUGCCUCUGCACAAAUAAAUCAGCAUAAGACAUCAUUUGCAUGAUAUGUAACUUCACCACAUGAUAUAAACCAAAUAAGGAAUGCAACCAUUGAACCAUCACUCACAAAAAUAACAUUUUCUCCAAAAUAUGUUUCAUGUUCCUUUAUUUGUAAUGAAAUAUUUCUUCAAUAAAUAUGGUCCUAUACUGAGCACCAUUCAUAUAGUAAUCAGGUUAUAUAAGGAGUGAAGGUUUGUGCACUGAUAAAGGAGCACAAAAAAUUUAGAGGUCACUAGAAUAAACCAAAGUAUUCAUAAGUGUCAUUGUUAUAUAGUGUGUUCUACUUCAGUUAUUAGGGGAUGUGACAGGAAGAUCAUGUCAUAAAAAUGUCAUGAUGAUGUUCAGUCUUUAAUUCACACUCAUCAAUAAGAAAUUUAAAGCGCCAAUAACAAAAUAGUAUAGGUAGUAAAAAAUUAACUUACAUAA